Messenger RNA from Aspergillus glaucus CBS 516.65, 1452 nucleotides. RefSeq lists its product as uncharacterized. Bases 364 to 1452 code for a protein of 362 amino acids. The record is from RefSeq and is a predicted model, not a curated record. The transcript has 2 exons. Lineage: Eukaryota; Fungi; Ascomycota; Eurotiomycetes; Eurotiales; Aspergillaceae.
CUCUUUUCAGUGGUGACGCUGGCGACUCCAUAGCGGAGUCUUUCGUUCGCAGUGCGCUGAACCAGGGUACCUAUGUAGUCAUUGUGGUUUUGAUCAGGGCAAUAUGUAGGCUCUUUCCCCCUCUUCUGUCUCUCUCUUUUCUUUUUUCCUUCCCCCAAGAUUCUCUUGUUAAUCUUCCUCCGGAUUGUCCGGAGUCUUCUUGUUUGUACCCCAUUCACAUUAACGGUGGAGAAUACAAUACAGGGCAUGGGCAGAUCAACCCGCAUGCUCUUGAUAUUGCCCAUUUAACCGUUAUCAUUGAUCACGCUCCUUAUCUUUCAAAAAGUCGCUCCUUUAAACAUAUCCCUCCAAAAGAAAAAGAAAAUGCCUUCCCUCAACUACAGAGGGGCCGAGAUGGUCGCCAUCGUCACGGUCCUGGUCGGCAUCUCGUUCCUCGCAGUCCUCCUGCGAGUGUACGCCCGGUUCAAGCGUCAGGUCCGAUUCGGGAUUGACGAUUAUCUGUGUUUCGUUUCGAUGGGCCUCCUGUUUGCCAUGUUGAUCGAGUUAGGUUUAUGGUGCACAAUCGGUGGCGACGGCAAACACCAAGCCGACCUCGACAUGACAACCAUGCUCAACUUCGGCAAGAUCUUCCUCGCAAACCAAUUCACCUACUUCCUCCUCUGCCCCGCCAUCAAAACCUCCAUCAUCUGCUUCUACCGCCGCGUCUUCACAACCCCCAAAUUCCAACACAUGACCUUCGCCCUCAACACCCUCAUCGUCACCUGGGCCGCGGGCAUCAUCAUCGCCUGUGGCCUGCAGUGCCGCCCUAUCAAAUCCUUCUGGGACCCCCGCGUCGACGGCAAAUGUUUCGACCAGAACGAGUUCCUCGUCGUGAACCAGGUCUUCAACGUCGUUAUCGAUUUUGUGAUUCUUGCGCUGCCCGUGCCGAUGAUUUGGAAUUUGCAGCGUGCGUGGCAGGAUAAGCUUGCGCUGAAUGGUGUCUUUGCGUUGGGUAUCUUCGUUUGCUUUGCGAGUAUCUAUCGUAUCGUCGUGCUGUUUUGGAUUAAUCCCGCCGAUACCACGUAUACCGUGUACCAAGCGACAUUGUGGACGCAUAUCGAGCCAUCCAUUGGUCUGAUCUGUUCCUGUUUGCCGAUUAUCCGUGGCCUGUUCCCAAAACUUAGGUUCCCCGGCGGCUCGUCGAAGCAGAAGUAUGGAUAUGGUACGGCACCGUACUAUCUGUCCACCAGUGCGUCGCAUUUUGCGACUUCCACGGGUCCCAGAUCGCCGGGUAUCGAUUACUAUAUCAAGAUGGAGGAGGGUAUUCUUUCGCGGCCUGAGACACGGAAGGAGACUGAGACUAUUGCUUACCCUGCUGAUUCGAAACUCGAUCUUUCUAGCCCUGGUGGAAUCGCUGUUCGAACGGAAAUCGAUGUUACCCAGGAUGCGGCCUCGGCCAAGUCUAUCCGAUAG